Molecule: messenger RNA, 1235 nt
Organism: Anopheles cruzii
Lineage: Eukaryota; Metazoa; Arthropoda; Insecta; Diptera; Culicidae
Exons: 4
Source: RefSeq, a predicted model, not a curated record
AUGGGCAAAUUCUGGAGUGAGAUCGAGCGCCGGCUCUCUCACUUACCCAACCCUGAGGUCAACACGGCCUCAUCGCCUGCUCCGGCUAGUACGCGCAGUGCCGUCGCAUCGAAACCCACCAACACCAGGAAAUCCGGUAUCCUCACUCGCAAUCGCGCACUGCUCACUGUGUCGCCUCCGACCACUUCAUCGACUUCUUCGACUUCAACGACGUCUUCAACGAUGAUUCAUCAGAGCCCUAAUCCACAACCUGGUGCUUCCAGCUUGCCAGCUGGUUCCACUCGUGGUAAAAAGGCCACUGUCAACUCUGCACCCCGUCCUUCUCGCCUUGCCACUGAAACUAUCACCACUGGACACACGUUGUCUCAGGCUGCUCCAGCUGGUACCCCGCAAGGUACAAUCGCCACUCGCACUCUCACUACUGUACACACUUCGCUGCAGUCGCCGGUGGUUCCCCCAUUGGAUGAACCUGCCACUACCACUUCUAUGAAUGUCAGCCGCUCGGGUACUCAGAAGAACAAACAAACAGCUGCUCUGCACGCGGACAAUACACUGGAUGCUCUGAACGGUUCACUGCAGUUUGUCAACAGCACCAAAUCGAAGGGCGGCGGUGUACUGAUCGCGUGCUCAUCCAAACUUCGAGCAGCGCAAAUCGCCGUCACUCAGCAUGCACUGGAGAUUGUAUGGGUGACGAUCUCACCGCCGACUGGUUCGCGUAUCUUCCUCGGCGCUAUCUACAUACCACCGGAUUUAUCAUCUGAUGAGGAUACUCUCGAGUCACUCUCCGAAUGCUCUUCGCUAACUUGGACACCGGCUCCUACUACUAGUGCCGUCCCCUCGUCGCACCUUAUCCCGGUUUCGCGGGUACAGCCGAAUACAAACUCGGCUUUCCUAUCGAUGUUGCUGCAAUCUCAGCUACAACAGCAUAACGGCGUGGCUAAUCACAUGGGCAGGAUAGGCUCGGGCAGUCUGCCUAGCGCUAUGUACUUGAACGAUACCAUUGCCGACAACUCUGCUGACAUCUGCUCCCUGUUUGCCAUACAUUUUGCUGGGUUGUUCGCGGAACCGCUGUCCUCAGCGGCUAGCCUUGAGCCUGGCCUCUCCUACACGCCAGAGGGUGUGGUCAAUGUUGCCGAACUGCCAAUUGACGUGGAUCUCGUCGAGAAGGCGCUCUCCGAUCUUCGUCUCUCCUUCGCCCCUGAUCCUGAUGGCAUUCCGGCCUCUGUGUUUAAGCA